AUGCAUAUCGAUGGUCGAACACGAGCUGGGCCGACCCAGGCAACCCCUGACGUUGUAAAUAUCGACAACACCCGCGGCGAUAAUGAAGAUGAUGACGGAGACGAGGAUGAUGGCGGCGACGGCGGCAUUGGUGGAAGCAGCACGACCAACACAAGCAGCAUAUCCGAACCGACGCAGCCCAUUUUCCAUGCUGCAGACUCUGCGCUUGCUCUCCCAUCGCCGUCUCGUUCACUUCCACCUCCGUCUGCCUCAGCAUCAGCGCUUCUUCUCCCACGACUGCCCAGUCCUGCACCACGGGCGCCAGCGGAUGUGUCUGUGCAGCGGUUCGAAGCAUACGUAGAGGACAAUCUUGGUUCGUACGCACCAUCGUUUCGAGCGUCGAGGGGCGGGGACUAUGACAUGAAUGUAAACGUGAACGCAAAAACAAAUAACAACACGUCUGCCUCGGAUGAUGCGCUUGCAGCUGCCGUAUUGUCGUCCUUCACGCCAAGUGCCACCACGCAUGACAGCCACAACAACAGCGACCCUUUCCUCGGGGCAGGCACCAGCUCCGUGUCCAAUGUGAAUGCCAACGGCGGCGGUAGCAACUACAGCGUCGACAGUUCGGCAUAUGCAGACCGAAACUACCGUAGUGGGUACAACAACAACCAAAACACACCCGCAUCAUACACAGCCAUUGGGACGGGACCGGCGAUGAGCGCUGCAGGCGGCGACCGGAUAGAGGUCGAAAUGGGCACACGUGCCACACUCGACUGGGAGCGCGAAGUGACGGACCUGGAUGCUGCCGACGUCGACUAUCUGCGCGCCAAAGGCGCAUUUGACCUGCCGCCAGUCGACCUGCAGGCUGACCUCAUCGACGCCUUUUUCAGCGACGUACACCCGACGUCGCCCGUCGUCAACCGUUGGGCGUUUCUAGCCGAUUUCCGAGCAGGCCGCCGCCAGAGCCGGCUGCUGCUAUUUGCCAUUUUCACAGCAGCCGCCCGCGUCUGCCGCAAUCCGGCGCUGCUGGACGCGCGCGGCACCAACCACGCGAGCGCCUGGCGAUUCUACCGCGCAACCAAGGCGCUGCUGGACACGGGGUACGAGCGCAGCCGGCUGGUGGUGGUUCAAGCCUUGCUGAUGAUUACCUGGUGGUGGGACAAGAAGGACGACGGCGGACGCAACAUGCGCAGCUGCGCCGUGGACGCCAUCAACACGGCCCAGAGCAUCGGCAUGCACCGAUGGGACCAGUACCCGCGGCAGACGGAUGCGUCGGUGUCGAAAGCCAACGCCGAGCUGGGCCUCUGGAAGCGCAUCUGGUGGUCGUGUGUCAAUCGCGACGUCGGGGUCGCUGUGGGCCAUGGCCUGCCGUGCAUGAUCUCGCUCGACGACUCGGACGUGCACCCGCUGACGCCGCACGACUUCAACGAGGACCCGACGGGCGCCGCGGGCGGGCAGUGGGCGAGCUACAGCGAGGCCGAGGUGCUGUUCAUGAUUGAGCAGACGCGUGUUGCCGAGGCUAUGAGGCAUAUCCACAACCAGUAUUUUGUGCAGCAGAAACUGCAGCUGCGACUGACAGGGUCCAUCGCCGCGAGGGAGGAGCAGCUGGGUGGCUCCUUCCCCGGACGUACAAAUUAUCACGACAGCAGCACCCACAACCAAGGAAGUCACACAGGUCACGGGACUACAGGAUCACAGUCCACGUCAGCCCCUUUGUCUUCUGUUGCCGGCCUCCGUUCCGAUAACUACAACGACGCCGGUCUGCGUCUAUGCCGCGAAUGGCUGGCCAACGUGCCUGCUGCUGUGCAGUACGAUGUCGACGACGUGCAGGGCCACCGGUUCUGGCCAGCUUUUCUUCACAUUCUUUACUACUCCAAUAUUAUGCUGCGCUUUCGCGAGGUGUCGGUGACGCACCCGCAGACGCCCCGCGCCGUUGCCGAGCACCAGUACGGCAAGGCCCGCGGCAUCGCCGCCGCCACCAUGGUCAGCAAGAUCAUCCGCAACAUGCGCGCCUACGGCCACCUUUUGCGGUGCACCGGCCAGCUAACCAGCUCCUUGUUCAACUGUCUGCUGUUCUUCCUCAUUGAAGGCCACCUGGCCGGCGCGUCCAACAACACCGCGGUGCGCGAUGACGCCCGCCGCAAGUACACGCUGUGCCUCAACCAGCUCUACGAAUUCAGCCAGCUGUGGAUCAGCGCCUCGCUCGUGCACCGCCUGUUCGAGGCGCUGCAGGCCAGUCUACUCCAGCCAGUGACGGCGAAAGCAACAACAGCAACCACGAAUACCGCGUUUGACUCCGGCCAUGAGCUGUUCCCUGGCUUUCGCACCUCGAGCGACAUUACGCAGUCCUAUAUGCGGCAGCUCGUCGAGACGGAGUUCUAUCACGCCGACACACUGCCCAACACAGAGAUGGUCGUUGGCAAUGCGACUGUAGACAGCGCCUCGCUCAGCGCGUGGACCCUGCCUUCCCCGGAAGGUAUAUGGUCGGGGCUGGACCAGCCGCUGUUUGGUGGUCUGCCGGCGACGCUGGAUGUGGAUACAUGGCUCGAUUUCUUCCAGUUUGGGGACGGCAAAACUAUGUGA
This is a messenger RNA of Sporothrix schenckii 1099-18, 2562 nucleotides long. RefSeq lists its product as uncharacterized. Gene Ontology annotation, molecular function: zinc ion binding; DNA binding. The record is from RefSeq and is a predicted model, not a curated record. Bases 1 to 2562 code for a protein of 853 amino acids. Lineage: Eukaryota; Fungi; Ascomycota; Sordariomycetes; Ophiostomatales; Ophiostomataceae. The transcript is spliced from 3 exons. Gene Ontology annotation, biological process: DNA-templated transcription.